Striga asiatica is the source of this 897-nucleotide messenger RNA. NCBI's taxonomy places the organism in Eukaryota, Viridiplantae, Streptophyta, Magnoliopsida, Lamiales, Orobanchaceae. The record is from the annotation of a GenBank genome assembly.
AUGAGCGACUCAAAUUCACAACCCAUCAAAUACUCCGUCCACAAAACCGUCACCACGAAGCACAUCUCCCCGCCGUGCGCUGGCCGGAUAGUCAGGAUAUCCAUCACCGACGGCGACGCCACGGAGUCCUCCGGCGACGAACGCGGCUACGCCAACUGCCGGCGCGUGCGGAAGCACGUGAACGAGAUCAGGGUGGAGGCCGAGAGGCCGCCGCCGCCGCCGACGGCGGCGUCGGCAGCUCCCGCCACCAGGAGAGGCGGCCAGCAGGAGAGGAGCGCCGCCGCCGCGAAGAAGAAGCCGUCUCCAUCUCCGGCGGCGGGGGCAGAGGGCGGAGAGAAAAAGUACCGCGGCGUCCGACGGCGGCCAUGGGGGCGGUACUCAGCGGAGAUCCGAGAUCCGGCGCUCCGGACGAGGGUCUGGUUGGGCACCUUCGCGACGGCGGAAGAGGCCGCCGUUGUCUACGACAGGGAAGCGAUCCGGAUACGUGGGCCGGACGCCACCACCAACAUCAUCCGGCCGCCGCCCAGGGCGGCGGCCAACUCCGGCGAGGAGGAGUCGUUGGAGAAUCUGUCCUCCCCGACCUCCGUCCUUAAAUCGCGGUACCUGAAAACAGCCAACUCCGGCGAGGAGGAGGAUCAGAAGGGCGGGGUGGUUGAAGAUCCGCCGCCGCCACCGGAGUUGCUGAUGGAUGACUGUCUGCCGUUGGAUCAGUGCUUCCUCAAGGACUAUUUUGAUUUUCGGUCGCCGUCGCCGUUGAUCUACGACGAGGUGAGGGUGCAGGAGACGGUGUUGGAGAAUGUUCUUUUGGACGGCCUGGAUUUUGAGUUGAGUCACGAAUUCGGGUCGCUGACGUGGGAUGUCAGUGAAUUUCUCGAAGAUCAAAUUUUGGUUGGUUGA